Carassius auratus (goldfish) is the source of this 1279-nucleotide messenger RNA. RefSeq names its product DnaJ heat shock protein family (Hsp40) member B13 (gene dnajb13). The record is from RefSeq and is a predicted model, not a curated record. Gene Ontology annotation, molecular function: protein-folding chaperone binding. Gene Ontology annotation, cellular component: cytosol. The transcript is spliced from 8 exons. Bases 149 to 1117 code for a protein of 322 amino acids. Lineage: Eukaryota; Metazoa; Chordata; Actinopteri; Cypriniformes; Cyprinidae.
GGCUCCGUUUCCAUAGCAACUUUUUUGACAACAGUAAACUAACUCAUCAGAAAGGGCACAAUAAAGUUCAUUCCUGCUUAGGAAAUUCGGCUUUGCAUUUGUGCGUCAAUACAGUUAGAGUGUAAAGAUUGAGUUAAAUAACCAGGCCAUGGGAAGAGACUAUUACGCUGUUUUGGAAAUAAACCGCAACGCCACUGAUGCUGACAUAAAGAAGGCCUACCGGCGGCUCGCGCUGAAGCAUCACCCGCGCAGCAGCAGCCACGCUCGCGGCGCCGAGCGCUUCACUCUGCUCGCGGAGGCGUAUGACGUGCUAAGCGAACCACGUAAAAAGGCCACAUAUGAUAAGUUUGGAGAGGAGGGUUUAAAAGGAGGGAUCCCGUCUGAGCUGGGAGUGAAUGGCGCCUGGUCAUCGGGAUAUGUGUACCAUGGAAAUGCCGAUGAAACAUUCAGACAGUUUUUUGGAGGAGAUAAUCCUUUUGCAGAUUUUUUCACCAAUGAUGGCAGUGAGGACAACACAGCUCUUAAGAGCUUGCGUGGACAAAAAGAAAAGCUACAGGAUCCACCAAUAGAGAGAGACCUUCACCUCGCCUUGGAGGACCUUUUUUAUGGAUGCACUAAAAAAAUUAAGAUAUCCCGUAGGGUCAUGAAUGAAGAUGGACACACAUCCAGCAUCAGGGAUAAAAUUUUAACCUUCACUGUAAAAGCAGGAUGGAAUGAAGGGACGCGGAUCACAUUUCCAAAAGAGGGAGACCAGGGACCAAACAACAUCCCAGCAGAUAUUGUUUUUGUCAUACGCCAAAAGCAUCAUCCACGCUUUGUUCGCCAAAAUGAUGAUCUGUACUACACAGCACACAUUUCUCUUGAGAAGGCUUUGACUGGUUUCUCAGUAGAAGUUGAGACACUAGAUGGCAGGCUUCUCAACAUCCCCAUCAAUGACAUUGUGCACCCUCAGUACACCAAAAUUGUGACUGGGGAAGGAAUGCCACUAGCCAACAACCAGUCCAAGAGAGGGGACCUGAUCAUGCGCUUCAUUACACAAUUCCCAGAGAAGCUCUCACCUGAGAAGAAAAGGCUUUUAAAACAAGCCCUCUCAUCCAAACUCAUUCAGGCAUCUUAAAGUCCAGUCGGUCAUGAAUACAAACAUUAAAUACGUUUCAACUCAAAAUACUUUAAUUUGAAAUUGGUGUUGAGGGACUCAUUUUUAGCACAAGAAAGUCACAAGAGUAAAAUUCAAAAAUCAAGUUUAAUGGACAUGUAAACAGUUCUUACCGAAAACCUU